Aethina tumida (small hive beetle) is the source of this 3156-nucleotide messenger RNA. RefSeq lists its product as uncharacterized. The coding region runs from base 40 to 3132 and encodes 1030 amino acids. The transcript is spliced from 14 exons. Gene Ontology annotation, biological process: long-chain fatty-acyl-CoA metabolic process. Lineage: Eukaryota; Metazoa; Arthropoda; Insecta; Coleoptera; Nitidulidae. Gene Ontology annotation, molecular function: alcohol-forming very long-chain fatty acyl-CoA reductase (NADP+) activity. The record is from RefSeq and is a predicted model, not a curated record. Gene Ontology annotation, cellular component: peroxisome.
AAGCCACUUGGAAAUAGAAAACGCACUUUUGCCUAAAAUAUGUCGGCGCUGGAAACGCUCACCCCCAUCCAGAGUUUUUACGAGGGCAAGACGCUUUUCGUCACCGGAGCGACCGGAUUUCUGGGCAAAGUACUGCUGGAGAAAUGUCUGAGGACGUUCAACGUCAAAAGAAUUUAUAUUUUGGUCAGGACCAAGCGGGGACAAUCGGCGGAAACUCGAUUGGAACAGCUCCUCAAGUCACCAGUGUACGACCAGCUACGUCAAAUCAACCCCAAUUUCGGAGACAAGAUCACGAUAAUAACGGGCGAUUGCCAGUCCCCCAACGCCGGAAUCCGUCCGGAAGACGUAAAAACGUUGAUCAAAGAAACGAACUGCAUCUUCCAUUGCGCCGCCACCAUAAACUUCGACGAGCACAUCGCCUUAGCAGCAAAGAUCAACGUUCGUGCUACCAGAGACCUGCUCCAAAUCGCCAAGCAAAUGCCCAAUUUGUUGUCUUUCGUGCACGUCUCCACCGCUUACGCCAACUCCACGAGACGACAAGUGGACGAGGUCGUUUACGACCCUGCCAUGUUACCCGACAAGUUGUUCGCAUUGGUGGAGAACAUUGAUCAUUCUUUGUUGACUGAAGUGACCGAAAGAUUGUUGGGAGGAUACGCCAACACGUAUGUGUUCACCAAAAACAUUGCCGAGCAUGUUGUACAGCAGGAAUGUUCGGAUUUGCCCAUUAGCAUCAUACGACCCUCCAUAGUGACGGCAGCCGAAAAGGAACCAAUUCCUGGCUACGUGGACAAUUUAAUUGGUAUAACAGGAUUGUGCGUCGCAAUAGGUUUAGGAUUUGUCAGGAGCAUUAUGUGGAGGACUGAUUAUGUUCUAGACGCUAUUCCUUUAGAUUACGUCGUCAAUGAGACGCUGGCAGUUGGCUGGGACAUCGACAGAAAACGAAAAUCCGGCCAGAAUAACACAUUUUCCGUGUUUAAUUGUGUGACCUCAAGUUUAAACCCAAUAAAACUGGGCGAAUACUAUGAGAAGUGCAGCCAAUUUGCUCUAAGCAUGACGGUACAGAAACGUCUUUGGUAUCCAUUCGUUAUAAACACGCACUCUGAAAUUUUAUUGGCUGCUUAUGGCUUUCUUUUACACACGGUUCCUUAUCAUUUUAUUGAUUUUAUUGUUAAAAUUAUCGGAGGAAAACCUAUAUUGGUAAAAUCCUACAAUAAAUUCCUAAAGUUACGAAAGGUAUUGAAAUUUUUCGUGGUAAAUGAAUGGUACUUUACGGCGACGAACACGACGAAAUUAUACAAUUCUAUGAGUGAAGAAGAUAAGAAAUUAUACAACUUUGAUGUGAAAAAAAUCAAUUGGAACGAAAUAAUUUUUAACAGCAUACGUGGUAUCAAAAAAUAUAUUUUAAUGGACAACUCUGGAGAUUUCGACGAUCAGCAAACAAUAAAAAAACUGAAAACCCUCCAUUACACUUUGGUUACUGUUCUACUUGUCGCCUUUCUUUAUAUUGUUUUCAGCGUUUUCAAUUGCUUCUCGCAAAUUUUAUCUGACGGCAUAGACCACGAGAGAGGUUUGGACAUUUCGCUCAGGAUUCCGUGCGAGACGGUCUUCAAGAUGGAACAGAGCCAGGUACAAGAAUAUUACGCCGAAAAAUGCGUCUUCAUCACCGGUGGCACCGGCUUCCUAGGCAAACUGCUGCUCGAGAAACUGUUGAGAUCCACCACCGUAGAAAAAGUUUAUCUGCUGAUCAGAAAAAAGGAGAAGAAGAAUGCAGACGAAAGGCUCCAAGAAUUGUUCAAGUGUCCGAUUUUUGACGGUAUUAAAAGGACGAACUCAUCUGCGUUGGAAAAGAUCGUGGUGGUCGAAGGUGAUAUGCAACAAAUGAAUUUGGGAAUCGACGAGAAGAUCUUGAGAGAAAUGGUACGAGAUGUUCAAUGCGUUUUCCACACGGCUGCCGCUGCCAAAAUCAACCAGACAAUUGUGGAGGCCAUCAGGACGAACGUUAAAGGAGUUCAAGAACUCUUGGACAUCGGUCGAUCCAUGAAGAAGCUCAAAUCACUAGUUUUGGUUUCUACAGCCUAUUCGAACUGUACUAAAGAAGAAAUUGAUGAAAAGUUCUAUGACGUAGGCGUCGAUGUGGAGGAGUUGGUUAAUAGUGUGGACGCUCAUGGAUUAAAUGGCCUCGAAAAAUACAAACAAGUGACCGAAAACUGGCCCAGCAGCUUCACAUUUUCGAUGGCUUUGGCCGAAAAUCUAAUUAAAAACGAGUGUGGUAAACUGCCAGUGGCUUUAGUACGAGUUUCCUCAAUUAUUUCAACAAAUCACGAGCCAAUUAGGGGGUACAUAGACAGCUGCCACGGCCCCACAGGAGUUUUAAUAGGUGUUGGAUUGGGAAUGAUGAGAGUCUUCUACGGAGAUGACAAUGUUGUUGGUGACGUUGUGACCGCUGAUUAUGCCAUCAAUAACGUGAUUGCAGCCGGAUGGGCCGUUAAUGAAUACAGGGACUACGACAGAUUGGAAAAGGUUUAUCAAAAAGAAAAGGUUCCGAUCUUCAACUGCGUCUCCUCCCCAAAAAACCCGAUUAAGUGGAGCAAAUUGGGGGAGAUAAUGCACAAAUACAAUUUGGACUCCCCAUCUAAUAAAAUUAUGUGGUACCCUUAUAAAAUUAUGACAAAAUGCGUUUACGCUUAUUUAUUGCUCAAACUGAUGUUGCAUUAUUUUCCUGCCUUGCUCACCGAUUUAGUUUUGAAGAUGAUGGGCAAAAAUGCGGGUUUGGUUCAAUUUUAUGCAAAAAUGGAAAAUUACUCGGGCAACAUUGAAUAUUUCAUGAACAAGUCGUGGACGUUCAACGACUCCAACAACCAGGAGCUGCUAAAAGGAAUGACGAGAAAAGAUCGAGAGUUAUUCAACUUUGAUCUGUCGGACAUCGAUUGGGAGAGUUACUUCGAGUUUUACACGAAAGGGAUCAGAGUUUACAUACUCAAGGACGACAUGAGCAGCGUCGAAAAAGCCAAAAACAAACUGAAAGUCCUCAAGUACAUUCAUUACUUCUUGACAGGCGUUGCUGUAUUUGUAUUUUACUUCACAUUAAGAUUCUUCCUUAAGAUGUUUUUACGCUUUUUUAUAGACAUUUAGUUUACUUAGUAUCUAGUAUACAGU